Messenger RNA from Mesitornis unicolor (brown roatelo), 660 nucleotides. RefSeq names its product triggering receptor expressed on myeloid cells 2-like. Gene Ontology annotation, cellular component: cell surface. Bases 1 to 660 code for a protein of 219 amino acids. NCBI's taxonomy places the organism in Eukaryota, Metazoa, Chordata, Aves, Mesitornithiformes, Mesitornithidae. The transcript has 4 exons. Gene Ontology annotation, molecular function: signaling receptor activity. The record is from RefSeq and is a predicted model, not a curated record.
AUGGAGAAGCUCCUGCACUUCAUCUUCUUGGUCUUCUUCUCAGCAUCCUGUGCCACAGAGAACAUCACUGUGGUGUACGGGAUGGAGGGGGGCACCAUUUCUGUCAACUGCACCUACAACCCCUGGCAGCAGCGGUGGAGAGAGAAGAGCUGGUGCAAGCAGAUCGACGAGACCAAGUGCCAACACGUGGUGAGCGCCCGCCGCUUCUGGCUGCCGUUCCUAAAGAACAGGAAUGGCAGCACCUCCAUAAGCGACAACGUCCAUGACGGGGUCCUGACGGUGACCAUGAAGCAGCUCAAGAAGCAGGAUGCUGGGUUGUACCAGUGCCAAACUGAGUACCUGGGGGAAAUGAACAGCUUGAGGAAGGUGCGAGUGGAAGUGCUGACAGCUGUCCUGGAGACCCAGAUGCCAGAGGACCCCAGAGCUGUGCAGAGCAUCUCCAGCAUCCCUGCUGAAGCUGAUUUCACUGCCUUCUCCAUCAUCGCUGGGUUCCUGGUUACGAAGUUCAUGGUGGCUGUGCUGAUCUUUAUCAUUGCCAACUGUAGGAAGAACAGAGAAGCAGAGCAGAAGAACCCAAACUGGAAUGAGCAUCAGGUCCUCCCUUUUGCUGGUGACUUUGCACGUGAUGGCCACAGCCCCUCCUGGGAGAGCACUGCUUAG